This is a messenger RNA of Nerophis ophidion (straightnose pipefish), 3286 nucleotides long. It is a transcript of the gene dedd, whose product is annotated as death effector domain containing. The transcript has 5 exons. Bases 199 to 1344 code for a protein of 381 amino acids. NCBI's taxonomy places the organism in Eukaryota, Metazoa, Chordata, Actinopteri, Syngnathiformes, Syngnathidae. Gene Ontology annotation, biological process: regulation of apoptotic process; apoptotic process; extrinsic apoptotic signaling pathway via death domain receptors. The record is from RefSeq and is a predicted model, not a curated record. Gene Ontology annotation, molecular function: protein binding; DNA binding. Gene Ontology annotation, cellular component: nucleolus.
GGUCAGGGCGGAAGUGAACAUACUGUAAACAGGAAGUACUUUCAUUUUAUCUUAAAGUCCAGGUGGUGUCUGCUCAAGGGCCUAAAAGGCAGCAAAACCAGCCCAACUCCUGCUAAAUAGGCGCCCUGCCACCAACUCGUCACGUGGAGCUGGGGUUGGCGUUUUUGACAACAACCGUGUCCCGUUUUGGCCCCUGAGAUGACAUCGCAGCAGCCUCAACUCCACGGCGGGGGCCUUCAUCACAACAACGACUCGGCGCAUCAAGCCCGGCCUCAGAUUCAGGCCCACCCGCUGGACUCCAACCACAGCGCCGGCGCCACCGCCGGCCGUACGGACAACCGUGCUCUCCCGCGCCGGCCGGGAUGCUCCAUGAGCGGCGGCGUCUCCGCCUGCUUUGUCAACUCCAGCAUAUCCAGAGGGUCCAGGAGCUUCGAGCCCUGGCCCGAGGAGGCGGUGGACAAGUCGCACGGUUUGAACUCCCUCCACCGCAUGUUCGACAUAGUCGGGGCCCAGCUCACGCACCGGGACGUUCGGGUGCUGUCUUUUUUGUUCGUGGACGUGAUCGACGAGUACGAGCGCGGCGGCAUCAGGAGCGGGAGGGAUUUCUUGUUGGCCCUGGAGCGCCAGGGUCGCUGCGACGAGACCAACUUCCAACACGUGCUCCAGCUCCUGAGGAUUAUCACUCGCCAUGACCUGUUGCCUUAUGUCACGCUGAAGAGACGACAGGCUGUGUGCCCAGAUCCUGUGGACAAGUACCUGGAGGAGACGUCGGUGCGCUACAUCUCACCAAGAGGAGCCAUGAAGAGCAGGGAAAGUGUGCCUCACAGGAUGACAGGUCCGUACGUCGGCCCGUCCCGCAUGAAAGCAGCAGCUCCGGUACCAAACGGCAGCUGGAAGAGAAGCCAUUCCUCCGCCGACUUCAGGGAGAAGCAAACGUGCGACAUCCGCCUGCGUGUGCGUGCCGAGUACUGCCAGCACGACUCGGCCCUGCAAGGAAACAUCUUCUCCAACAAGCAGGAGGCGGUGGAGCGUCAGUUUGAGCGCUUCAACCAGGCCAACACCAUCCUCAAGUCCCGGGACCUGGGCUCCAUCAUCUGCGACAUCAAGUUCUCCGAGCUCACCUACCUGGACGCCUUCUGGCGGGACUACAUCAACGGCUCUCUGCUGGAGGCCCUGAAGGGAGUCUUCAUCACGGACUCCCUCAAGCAGGCCGUGGGCCACGAGGCCAUCAAACUCUUGGUCAACGUGGACGAGGAGGACUACCAGGCGGGCCGGCGCAGACUUCUUUGUAACUUAGUGGCCAGCGGGGACCCCCCGGGAGGAAGUAAAGACUGCGUGUCCUAGUCCCCCCCCCCCCCCACAGGAAGGACUACAAACUGAGGGACAGAGAUGAUGUUGCACAUGAGAUGUUUGUGUGCCGUGGGAGAAAAGCUCCCGUCAGAGAAGCGCAUGCAGGACUGUGUGGGCCCCAUCCCAGUAGGAGGCCUUUCCUGCACAAGGAGAGGCUUUUUUCUUGCUUUUAAUCCACGCACUUUUUCACCACAGCCACAAACGGCCUCAAGCUGUCCACUUUUUUUUAGUUUCCAGAUAAUUUAUUUUUUCAAGUCAAGUACGUUCCGUUCCGUAAAACACCCUCAAGUACUUCGGGCUGGGCGACACGGCUGCAAACUGGAUCGUUAUUGAUGUUUUUAUGACCUAUGGAAGGAAAAAUAUAUUUUAUUUGAAAUGUAACUCCCUCUGAUAAUAAUCCCCUCCGCUAUCAAGGCAGAAAGGAAAACAAUAAUACUAGAUUUUAUUUGUAAAAGCACUUUGCAUUGGGGCGGCAUAGCUCAGUUGGUAGAGUGGCUGUGCCAGCAACUUGAGGGUUGCAGGUUCGAUUCCCGCUUGUGCCAUCCUAGUUACUGCCGUUGUGUCCUUGGGCAAGACACUUGACCCACCUGCUCCCAGUGCCACCCACACUGGUUUAAAUGUAACUUAGAUAUUGGGUUUCACUAUGUAAAGCGCCUUGAGUCACUUGAGAAAAAGCGCUAUAUAAAUAUAAUUCACUUCACUUUGCAUUGAGAAAACAACCUCAAAGUGCUACAGUGCAUUUAAAUAAACAACGCGAGAACUACAAACUGCCACCAACAAGUAAAAUAAAUGGUAAAAAAAUACAAUAAAAACUCAAACAGCCUAAUGGCUUGAACUAGCUCACUUUUUAAACCUUUUUUAAAAGCAUCCACAGUCUGUGGUGCCCUCAGGUGGUCAGGGAGAGCGUUCCACAGACUUGGAGGUUGGAGGAGGUUAGCCUGUCAACAAAAUAGUCAAAUCGCAUUGAACACUUUACAAGAAGCUCUUAAAAACAAGGAAUAUGUAAGAAAUGCUUGAUAACGUGUAAGAAAAUAGUCAACAUAGAAACCUGAGAAGAAAUAUUUUCCGCAGAAAGUUACAGCUGUGCUCUAAAGGGCGAGCUAAGGUGGUGUGGUGUUAGCGCUCUUGCCUUGCAUCACGUACACACCACAUCGGGCUGACUUUUCCUCUUUUGUCCACAAUUUGUUCCUCUUCUCACUCCAUGCAAAGAGUCAACCAAACUUGAUAGUGGUUCGUGUUCCCUGAUUGGCUGUUAGCGUGUCACAUCCUGCGGUUGCUCGGUUACCGGAGAGCGUGCCUUUUGUUCCUGCAACCAACCUUGCUUCCAUGCUUCACCUUUCUUCCCGCCAAGAAGGGGAACAAAAAGAUCAAAUGUUUCAUGGAAGACAUUUUUUGAAAGGAUGAGAAUGAGUGUCGCCCAGCCCGUAGCUCGCUUCUCUUAUUUGGUGUCAGUCUUUCACUUACAAGCAGCCUUUUCUGCGCUGAGAAUACUAACAAUCAUGUUCACCAUGCAAAUGAUUUAUUUACCUAAUUUGACAGUUUCUUAGUCUGCCGACACUCCUCUACUUUUUUAUCUUUUUUAACAAGUUGAUGUUUUUGUUUGACUUGAUGGUCACGGCCGGCAGAAGAGGUUCCUUCACAGGAAAAUGUAGCGGAAUAAAACAUGGAAGCUGCUUUCAUCAAACGUGUCGUCCUCAAGAACUCUGGCUUUUUUUGGGAGGAAAAGGAAAACUUUGUUGUUUUCCAUCCCGUAAAAAGAAAGACAGAGUGAGAAGGAAGACUGGAGGAAGUUGUUGCCCAGCAGUGAUGAGAGCGGACUGGAAGUUGGGGAAAGUGCCGAGUUUGCGACUUUUACACGGCGGGUGGAAAUUAAAUAAAUCUUAAUGACUUAAAAUGUGUCCUUGAGUCAUAAAUGUAAUUAAAUACAUAAAUGUGU